This is a messenger RNA of Wyeomyia smithii (pitcher-plant mosquito), 925 nucleotides long. RefSeq names its product chymotrypsin-2-like. The coding region runs from base 44 to 844 and encodes 266 amino acids. NCBI's taxonomy places the organism in Eukaryota, Metazoa, Arthropoda, Insecta, Diptera, Culicidae. The record is from RefSeq and is a predicted model, not a curated record. Gene Ontology annotation, molecular function: serine-type endopeptidase activity. Gene Ontology annotation, biological process: proteolysis. The transcript has 3 exons.
UUACUCUGAGUUGUUUUUAAUUUCGAAUUUACUGGGAAGAAUAAUGUUCAUAAUUUGCUUCCUUUUCCUGGUUGUUUCUGGAUGUUGUGCUCAGAAUGUGUCAUCUAGCAGCAAUGCUAAGCAGAAUAGCACGAUAAGCAAGCAUAUCGUGGGAGGUGGCGAUGCGGGAUCAACUCCCUACCAGGUUUCUUUGCAGAAACGUGGACAUUUUUGCGGAGGAGCUAUUAUAGACCGAAGAUGGGUUCUAACAGCUGCUCAUUGCCUGUCGAAUGUGCGUCCCAGAGAUGUCCUGGUGGUCGUUGGAUCGACCAGACUGAGUAGCGGUGGCUUUCCCUUCUUGGUCAGCAAAUUAUUUCCUCAUCCCGAGUACGAUGCGAGCAGAGUGACGAACGAUAUCGGUUUGGUCAAGAUAAGGGGAAUUUUCCUGUGGAUACCGAGCGUGGUGGAAAAGAUUGGACUUUCCGAAAAAUUUGUGAAUGCCAAUCAGGAGGCGAUAGUGACCGGCUGGGGUGGAACCCGACAAAGUGGUGGUCCAGUCUCGGAUAAGUUGCAGUUCGUUCAACUGCAGGUAAUCGGACAAGAGCAAUGCAGGGCCAAAUUGGAAAUGAUUGGUGAUGGACACAUCUGUACUUUCACGCAAGAAGGGCAGGGUAUUUGUCAGGGUGAUUCGGGUAGUCCUCUAGUUAAGGAUGGAAACGUUAUUGGAAUUGCAAGCUUUGGACUGGGAUUCCCUCCUGAAUAUAGCUGCGCAGCUGGUUUCCCGGAUGCGUUCACCAGGGUUUCCCACUACUACACGUGGAUAAGGGACACCAUCGAUCGUAAUUUCCUCGGAAUUUUCUUUUAACAAAAAUUGAAUCCUUUUUUGUCAUUUUUAAACAGCCGAUAUAAUAAAUUUUCUGAUAGGGUUUUACAAUACUGAUGCAAA